This is a messenger RNA of Lolium perenne, 1119 nucleotides long. Its product is annotated as protein FAR1-RELATED SEQUENCE 5-like. Lineage: Eukaryota; Viridiplantae; Streptophyta; Magnoliopsida; Poales; Poaceae. The record is from RefSeq and is a predicted model, not a curated record. Gene Ontology annotation, molecular function: zinc ion binding. Gene Ontology annotation, biological process: regulation of DNA-templated transcription.
AUGACCAAUAUGUAUGGCAUGCCCUUUGCCCCAUUCGUUGGUAUUAACCGAUAUGGUCAAACUAUACAACUAGGCUGCGGUUUCCUUCGGAACGAGAAUGUUGAGAGUUUUGUAUGGCUUUUUGAGGAGUUUCUUGAAGCUAUGGGUGGCGUCCAACCGCAGAACAUCAUAAUUGAUCAAGAUGCAGCCAUGCGAACUGCUAUUCUGGAAACAUUUCCUGAUUGUUGUCACAGGAACUGUAGGUGGCACAUUAUGCAGAAUGCGCAACCUGUACUUGGUAAUUUCAUGUCUAAGCAUGAGGAUCUAAGGAAUGAAUUGAAUGAAAUUAUUGACUACAGCAUGUCAGUUGAGGAAUUUGAAGGUAGGUGGGCAGAUAUGAUAGCCAAACACAAUGUUGCGGACAACACGCAUUUGAGUGACCUUUAUCGUAUCAGACGUACAUUUGUCCCUGCCUACUUUAUAGACCGGUUCUUCCCGUUCCUACAGACUACUGCUCGCAGUGAGGGUUUCAAUGCUGUUUUGAAAAGGUACAUUGACCCGCACAAUAGCCUGCACAAUUUCUUUGAACAGUACUUGAAGUUGCAGGAAAAAAUUGAUGUAUCAGAGGACUCUGUUGAGUUUAAGGAUGAAGAUAAAACUGUUAGGGUCUGGGGAGAUUUCCCUCUGGAAGAGCAAGCUUUGAAUGUUUAUACACGACCCAUAUACUUACGUUUCCGUGCUGAGAUUCGGAAAGUGACAUCCUACAAUGUACAACAGCUUGAUGCAGAAAAAUUUGAUGUUGUUCCAAUUAAGCCUCCAGUAUUUGGUUAUGGGCGGAAAAGAUACAGGGUUGACGCUAACUUUGCGACAGAAACUUACAGUUGUGAGUGCUGCAAGUUUAGUAGGGACGGGCUGCUGUGCUGCCAUAUAAUGAGAGUUAUGGUACAAUUGGGUGUAAUUGAAUACAUUCCAGAGAAAUACAUUCUAAACAGAUGGAGAGUACCCCAGGAAACAAUCGUGGUGGAAAAGAUGGAUUUGCCUCAAGUGCAGUGUUUGUGGUUCUAUUCAUCACACUGCAGCUACAUGUCCCUCAAAGCUUACCCCAGGGCCAGAGCAAAAGGAAAUAGACUUUUUCCGUGA